AUGAAAAUCGACUUGAGUAAGGCUUAUGAUACUGUAGACUGGCAAUUUGUGGAAGACCUCCUCAAUGGUUUGUGCUUUCCUAUGCGGUUUAUUCAUUGGUUGCUUACUUGCUUAAGGGGUUCUACUUACUUUCUGUUGCUUAAUGGAAGAAUCCAAGGCUCUUUCAAAGGUGAAAAAGGGCUUCGCCAAGGAGACCCCUUAUCUCCUCUUGUGUUUGUCCUAAUAAUGGAAUAUCUGUCUAGAUUGCUCUCUUUUUAUUCUAGCAAGAAGGGUUUUGGCUUUCAUCCUCUUUGCAAGAAUAUGAGAUUAACUAACCUCUGCUUUGCUGAUGAUCUAAUAAUUUUCUGUAAAGGGAAUGUAAAAUCAGUUGAGUUAGUUAAUGCUGCCUUUCUUGAGUUUUGUCAAGCCACAGGUCUUGCUUCCAACAAGAGGAAAUCUCAUGUCUACUUUGGGGGAGUUAAUGAGGAGAUUAAGAGCAAGAUUUUGGAGCUAAUUCAAAUGGAGGAGGGGACUUUCCCUCUCAAGUAUUUGGGGGUUGUCCUCAGACCGACUAAGUGGAAGGCCUCGAAUUGUGGUGUGAUUUUGGAUAAGCUUAGUCUGAAGCUUAGCGGUUGGGCGAGUAGAAAUCUCUCAUUUGCAGGGCGAGCCCAACUUAUUCGCUCGGUUCUUCUUGGAAUACGAAACUUUUGGAUGAGCCUCUUCAUUCUUCCCAAAAAAAUUGUUGAUGCUAUUGACAAGAAGUGUCGAGACUUCCUUUGGGGAAUGAAUGGCAAUAUAAGCAAGCUCCACAUCCCCUCUUGGGAGAAAGUUUGUCUUCCCAAGCAAUUCGGUGGCAUUGGUUUUAGAGAAGGUAAGAAGUGGAAUUCGGCCAUGAUUGCUAAACAUGUUUGUGCGAUUUCGAGCAAGCAAGACAACCUUUGGGUUAAGUGGAUCAAUUCCAUUUACUUAAAAGAUGAGGACUUCUGGUCUAUUUCAGCGAAUCAUGACUUUAGUUGGUAUUUUAAAAAGAUUUUGAAGAUAAGAAUGAUGACCAAUAAUGUCAUGUUGGACCAGGCGGCUAAGGGGAAUAAAUUCAAGGUGAGUAAGUUCUAUGUUGAUCUUAUUGGGGCUGCCAAAUCCUCUUAUGCUACUUCUAUUUGGCAUAGGUUCAUUGUUCCUAAACAUAGAUUCAUUUUUUGGCAAAUCAUGAAUGAACAAUUGCUCACCCGUGAUCUUUUAAGCAAAUUUCUGCCCAUCACUUCAGCUCUUUGUACUGUUUGUGAGGAUGCCAUGGAGUCCCAUAAUCACUUAUUUAUAGAUUGCAUCUUCACUAAGAAGGUAAUUGCUGGUGUAGAAAACUGGGCAGGUAUCCUAAGCUGGCCGAAAAGUUUCAGUGAGUUGCAGCAGCGAUGUUUCCCAACCAAACCAGAUUUUGCCGAGCAAGUGUUGAAUUCAGUCUUUGAAGCCACUCUUUACCACAUUUGGAGAAACAGGAACGAUUGCUUGUUUAAUGCUAUGUGUUUGUCAGCUUCUUGUAUUAGUAAAAGUAUAAGAAAUGUGGUCAAGACUAGAAUUAUUGGCUUUCAUUGUACCAGUUCUAAGAAGAAAGAUAGAUAUGCUAUAAAUGUUGUAAAUAGCUGGUAG
Cannabis sativa is the source of this 1623-nucleotide messenger RNA. RefSeq lists its product as uncharacterized. Bases 1 to 1623 code for a protein of 540 amino acids. Lineage: Eukaryota; Viridiplantae; Streptophyta; Magnoliopsida; Rosales; Cannabaceae. The record is from RefSeq and is a predicted model, not a curated record. The transcript has a single exon.